GACUUUAGAGUGGAGUAAACCCCAAGCAAUAGCCUUCUUCUUCGCCAAGUCCUCCUCCAAGCUCAUCUUGCUCUCUCGCGUACUCACACAGUUUGUAAUUCAAAACCCUAAUCAUGUCUAUAUUUGAGUACAAUGGAUCUGCUCUGCUUGCGAUGGUGGGAAAGAACUGCUUCGCCAUUGCCAGGGACCGCAGGCUCGGAGUUCAGCUGCAGACUAUCGCCACCAAUUUCCAAAGGAUUUAUAAAAUGCAUGAUCGCUUAUUCCUCGGUCACUCCGGACUCGCCACGGACGCUCAGACUCUGUAUCGACGACUGGUGUUCCGCACGAAGAGAGACAUGAAGCCCGAAACUUUUGCAAGCAUGGUCUCUGCUCUUCUUUAUGAGAAAAGGUUUGGUCCAUACUUCUGUCAGCCUGUUAUUGCUGGAUUGGGAGAUGAAGACAAGCCAUUCAUUUGCACUAUGGAUUCAAUCGGAGCCAAGGAACUAGCAAAAGAUUUUGUUGUUACUGGCACUGCAUCAGAAUCUCUCUAUGGUGCUUGUGAGGCAAUGUUCAAACCUGACAUGGAAGCAGAGACCAUCGCCCAAGCACUGCUAUCAUCGGUUGAUCGAGACUGUUUGAGUGGAUGGGGAGGGCAUGUCUAUUUUGUAAUACCAACUGAAGUAAAGGAGAGGAUCUUGAAGGGAAGGAUGGAUUAACCUACGUCGUUUCAUGUUUAUGUACCUUGCAGUAACGGAUGAGUUAUAUAUCCUUAACACUUGUAAUUGAUGGGUUAGAGAACAGUAACUGUUAUCGUUCUGAUGAAAUGUCUGGAAUACAAAUGCGAUUUUGUUUCAUAUUUUGGUUAGAAACCUGUUGAAAUUUUCGAAGGCACGUGCUUUUAUUUAUUUAUUUAUUUAUUUGACACUUUAUGAGGCAUAUCUGAUAGUUUUGUAAUGUCUUCAUUUCCGAUUCACUAAAGUUGCUAGCUAGGGUGUACUCUAGCACAGAUCUGAUGGUAAAAAUGUGUUAUACACCACAGAAGGCAUCGAAGGAACUUGGUAGAAGGCAACGGCGUGAUAGAGCGUGAGGAAGGUAGCGACUAAAGGAAACCCUAAGUCAUAAGCAGAAGCAGAUGGGUAAAGGUUAAGGGCUAGCAUCGGGUCAAGCUGCAUAUGGGCGAGGCCAGACUUAAGGGACCAAGCAAUGGGCUGAAGACCAUGGGCCCUUUCUAUCUAGUGAUCUUUUAAUAUUUCAUAUCUGUAAUAACUCCCUUAGGCCCAUUACCGAAGGGCAGUUCAGUAUUUUACAUUCUAGUAUAUAGCGUAACUAACUUCUCGAUGAGAAGUAUCUGGAAUAUUUGCUCUGUGUAAUUCAGUUACAAUUUGGAGGUGCUCUCCCUCGAAGAGAGUUUAUCAAUUUACAAUACUAUUUCCAUCUAUUUCCAUCUUAAUCCAUCUCUAUUACAAGUAAACUGUUACAAAGUGGUACCAGAGACCUCGAUUCUGCGACAAUGGCCGAAGGAACACGCCUAAAGGAUCUGCAGGAGGGCCUUCAAUCCUUGAAGCAAUCCACGGAAGUUCAUGUUCAAAAUACCGAGUCCCAGUUCACCACCAUUAGUGUGGAAAUGUUGGCCAUGAGGAGACAAAUGGAAACCAUGAUGAAGCAGUUCUC
Juglans regia (Persian walnut) is the source of this 1650-nucleotide messenger RNA. Its product is annotated as proteasome subunit beta type-3-A-like. The coding region runs from base 114 to 695 and encodes 193 amino acids. The record is from RefSeq and is a predicted model, not a curated record. Gene Ontology annotation, biological process: proteasome-mediated ubiquitin-dependent protein catabolic process. The transcript has 7 exons. NCBI's taxonomy places the organism in Eukaryota, Viridiplantae, Streptophyta, Magnoliopsida, Fagales, Juglandaceae. Gene Ontology annotation, cellular component: proteasome core complex, beta-subunit complex; proteasome core complex.